Pseudovirgaria hyperparasitica is the source of this 1252-nucleotide messenger RNA. RefSeq names its product SUR7-domain-containing protein. Gene Ontology annotation, cellular component: plasma membrane; membrane raft; cell cortex. The transcript has 4 exons. The record is from RefSeq and is a predicted model, not a curated record. Gene Ontology annotation, biological process: endocytosis; cortical actin cytoskeleton organization; fungal-type cell wall organization. Lineage: Eukaryota; Fungi; Ascomycota; Dothideomycetes; Acrospermales; Acrospermaceae. Bases 324 to 1076 code for a protein of 250 amino acids.
UGCUGCUCUGUGCAGUUGUCAGUUGAGUUGAUGGUGACGAAAAGCUUGAGCUAGCGUGGGUUUGGCGUGUCGUCAGGUCGUCAGUGAUCGGAAUACGUCAUGCACAAUUGGCACAAGCUGCCUGCGUAUUAAAAGCUUGGUUGGAGCCGUGCGCCAACGAGCAGUCCAGCGCAUUUCCCCAACCUCGCCCUUCAAUCUCUUUCUCAUCCAUCCACGACCUCACUCUAUCCCUGUCGCGCCUUUCGGUCCGAUAAUUGUCUCCAAAUCACCUCCAACCUCCUCGGAUCCAUCUCUGACGCGAUCUCUGGUAAUAGUCACGUACAAUGGCUGCAGCGCGACCAAUCGUGGGACUUGUUUCCCUUAUUAUUCUCGCUGGUGGCAUCCUGCUACAAUUCUUCAUCAUCCUCUCCGGCUCCAUCAACAGCAGCCCUGAGAACCUCGUGUAUUUCCUCCAGGCAACGACAAACGGCAUUAGCAACGCGCGCAACCCAACGAGAUGGACAUACUUCGCUCUUUGCGGUGUGGAUGGCAACAAUCACAAUACUGAUUGCGGUUCCCCAGUGCCCGCUCUUCCAUUCGACCCGAAGCGUAAUUUUGGCACUACCGACGGCAUACCAGAAUCGCUCAUGAGCGGAAACCGAUACUACCUGCUGUCGCGCUUCUCAUGGGUCUUUUUCCUGGUCGCGCUGAUCUUCAGCAUCCUGACUCUACUCACUGCGCUUCUCGCCCUGUGCAGCCGUCUCGGCGCAUUCCUCACCUCUGGUCUCGCCACUCUUGCCUUCGUCUUCCAGGCUCUUGCUGCGGCUCUCAUGACCUCCUGGGUCAUAAUGGGCCGCAAUGCGUUCAGAUCGAGCGGCCAAGACGCUAGCAUCGGUCGUUACGCCAUGGGGUUUGCCUGGGCCUCCGUUGCUUGCUUCCUCAUCAACAUGGUUCUUGGCUGUAUCGGCGGCGUUACUGGAGGCAAGAGCGACAGUACGUCUUACAAAGCGCCCAGGAAAGGGUUCUUUGGUCGCAAGCAAAGCACCAGAUCUCGAGGUAGUUUCCGCGACAACCGCAUCAAAGACGACUACUCAUAAACAUAUUCAGACAUCUAACCGCCGACACGAGAACAUGUGAGAAUCAGCUCCGCGACUGUUCCGGACUGCUGGGCCAUGGAGAGAAUUGAAUAAUAUACCCCUUCAGCAGAGCUUCGUCUGUAUCGUUCGAUGGAAGACAUCCCCCUAACACAUCUUUAUUGAUAAAGAUUUGAACC